Messenger RNA from Bombina bombina (fire-bellied toad), 3446 nucleotides. Its product is annotated as zinc finger and BTB domain-containing protein 40. The transcript has 8 exons. Gene Ontology annotation, biological process: regulation of transcription by RNA polymerase II. The record is from RefSeq and is a predicted model, not a curated record. Lineage: Eukaryota; Metazoa; Chordata; Amphibia; Anura; Bombinatoridae. The annotation marks the transcript as partial. Gene Ontology annotation, molecular function: RNA polymerase II cis-regulatory region sequence-specific DNA binding; DNA-binding transcription factor activity.
GAUUACUUUUCGGCAGCAAAGAUGAUUUACAGACCAUUAAUAAGUGGCAUGUAGACAAUGAGAGUCAGAUAGUGAUUAUGGAGUUUGAUAGUGUAAAAAGUCAGAUGGAUGGGGAAUCAAAAGAUGGUGAAAAUGAGGAGGGAAGUGCUGUCAAAGAGAACAUUGCUUCAACAAAAGACAGAGAAUCCACACAGUCGAAUAAAAAAAGUUAUAUUUGCAAGUCAUGUGACAAGAUAUUUCUGUUUCGCUGCCGCCUAGAGGUUCACAUGAAGCGAUGUCGAAUGGCAAAGAAAAAUCCUUUAGAAUGUAAGGAUUGUAAUGAGGUGCAAGCCUCUAAAAAAGAACUAGACCAACAUCGAGAAGAAGUGCAUGGUUGUGUGAUUUCUCCACGUUCUCAUAAAAUGAAAAGGCGCCAUUUUGUUACAUGUGACAUUUGUGGUAAAGAAUUUGCUCAUCCCUCAGGAUUGCAGUAUCACAAGAGGACAGAGCAUUUUGACGAAAAACCAUUUUCAUGCAAUGAAUGUGGGGCCAAGUUUGCUGCCAACUCCACACUUAAGAAUCAUCAGCGUCUUCACACAGGAGAACGGCCUUUUGUGUGCAAGCACUGCCAUAUGACUUUUACUCAGGCUGCUGCCCUCUCAUACCAUACAAAGAAGAAGCACUCUGAAGGAAAGAUGUAUGUCUGCCAAUAUUGCGAUGCUGUCUUUGCACAGUCAAUUGAACUAACUAGGCACGUGCGGACUCACACAGGAGACAAGCCAUAUGUCUGUAGAGAAUGUGGGAAAGGAUUUAGUCAGGCCAAUGGUCUGUCAAUUCAUUUACGAACAUUUCAUAAUAUUGAAGAUCCCUAUGACUGUCAAAAGUGCAGAAUGAGCUUUCCCACUCUGGAAGAACACCGGCAGCAUAUACAAGUAGUACACUCCAAGGAAUAUCAUCCCUGUCCCACAUGUGAGAAGAUAUUCAGUGCUCCCUCACUCUUAGAGCGCCACAUUGUUACCCAUGUGGGUGGGAAGCCUUACAAUUGUGAGAUAUGUGACAAAGCUUACCAGCAAUUGUCUGGCUUAUGGUAUCACAACCGUACCCAUCAUCCCGAUUUGUUUGCGGCUCAGAAUCAUCGCUCACCUAAAUUUUCUUUACAAUGUACUUCCUGUGACCAGUCCUUUUCUAACACAUCCAUGCUUCAGAAACAAGCAAAGGGUGAACACACUGAUGACAAACUUUUUGUGUGUGAGAAAUGCAAGCAGACAUACCCAACAUUUGCAGCACUACAAGUACACGUAAAAUGCAAGCACUCAGGGUCCCAGCCGUUCCAGUGUCUUUAUUGCAAUGAGUCAUUUCAGUUUCCAGGAGCUUUGCAGCAUCAUGUUGCCACAGAGCAUUUCAGUGAAACAGACAAUACUUUUGGAUGUGAAUUGUGUGGGGAGCUUUUCACUGCCCAGCCCCAGCUUGAGAAACACUAUGAAACAGACCAUCCUGAAAUCUUAUUUGCAGAUGCUCCAUCUACAGAGACUCAAGUGGUGCAGGUUAUUCAGGAUCAAGUAGCAUCUGCUGAGCAGGUAAUAACCUUAGAUGAAUCUCAACUGUCAAGCUCCCAAGUAAUUGUGGCAUUACCAGAUUCUCAGACCAAUCAAGCAGCUACAGAACUGGUGGCAGUCAGUAUGGAGGAUUUAUUGGAUGGGACAGUUACUCUUAUUUGUGGAGACUCAGUAACUGGAGUAACACAAAGAACUCAAAGCUAGAUUGGCAACCAGCGCAGAGAUGACAUUUCUUCAAAAUCCUUUCUUCACACUUGGAUUUUCAUUUUGGUUGUAUAGGAAAACGUUUGUUUUGUUUUUUUACCAUUUGCAAAAAUGAUUGCAAUUUCUAUUCUUUUUUUUUUGUAUUUUAAUUAAAUUUCCAAAUUUUUGGAUUUUCAGUUUUCUGGGGGGAGGGGGGUUUCUCCCUUUUUCCAGACCUCUGCUCAAUUAAUUUUUGUAUUGCAAGACAUUUUUUUCAGUCACCUUUUUUUUUUAUACCCAAGUUCAUCAUAAUAAAUGGUUUUCCAAUUUUACUGAUAUAUAUAUUUUUUUUUAUGCAGCAUAGUUUAAGUAGUCAUAAUAUAAUAUAAUGGUGAUCAAGCAAAAUACCAGAGAGCAUAAUAUUUAUUUCCAAAACUACAAGGACAUGUUAAAUAUCUAUGGAGCAAUCCGUAAAAUAGAAUUCCAGUCUUCUAUGCAUAAAUGUGCAUAAUUUAAUUUAGAGCUGUAUAAAACAAAAAUCUAAACCCACUAAUUGUUAAAUUAUUACAGCAUGAGCCUUCACAAUAGUCAAUUGCAUUAAAUGUUUUGCAUACAGUUUGAUUUUCUACUUUUUUCUAUACGUUGAAAACGUUUUCUAUAGCUUCUUCCUAUGGAAGAACUGCCUGCUAAAAAUAUUCUACCAUUGCUAAUUCAGGUAUACUUUAUAAUUUAAGAUUCACUUUGAACUCCAAAUUUGUAAAUAUUUCAUUUAUCAUAUGCUUAUCACAUAUUGUUAGUUUCUAUUGCAGUUAACCUCAUAGGUCUGCAAUUAAAGCUUCUAAUUUUAAAUAGUGUAUUUUUUUUUCUUUGGAAAAUCACAAGCAAAUAAAAUAUAUUAGGUCUACAUUUAUGGUGAGUACAGGAGUAAGUUUUGCACACACAAAUAUUUCUUUCCUAAGAGUUUAUUGUAAUUUCAGUUGCAUAAUCUGAUGUAAUGUGUUUGUAUAUUACUAGAAUGUGGUAAAGGAUGUAUUACUCCAAUUGUAUCGUUUGUUACCAAUUCAAAGAUCAGAAUCUUUGAAUUCAUUAGGUAUAAAAAAAAUCACUUUUGCAAAUCUAAAAAAAUCUUUUCUCUUUUUUUUCAGUACAGGAAAAUUGUAAACACUUUUUCCUAUUUUUUGUUUCUCAAACUGUCUGUGUGGAAGAAAAUAUCUGUUAGACUGAUUAAUUAGGAACACACCGAAAGUCAGUGUUUCCCCCAGGACCUUUUUAAUUGAUGCACCAACUAGCUGAUUUUACUGAUUACCCGGCUAAAAUUAGCUAAUAAUAUUUUUCAUUACUUAUUGCUCAGAUUAUCAUUAAAUAAAUUUAUGUUAAAUUUAUGCAAUUUGUGCUUUAGUUGCAGAAAAUGUUAAAAUAUUAGAAAGUAUUACACUGCCCCUUCCUGGCUACUUCACAGUGCUAUCUGGCUGGCAAAAUGUUCUGUGGUAAACACUGAUAUUUUUUUUUUUUUUUGUUAUAAAUACUAAAACAUAAACAUAUAUGUAUUCACACAGUAACAAUAUCUUUUAGGAAACUGAAAUGCUAUGUUCAAACAUAUUCCUUGGACCAGUACUGUUGUGUCGUUACACACAUACAAUACGUGCCCUGUUUGCCCUGAACUGAUUGACCUAAUUGCUUUACUAAUAUUGUACUUUAACUUAUUAAAGUUUAUAUGUUUUCAAAGAA